UCCUAUGUUCCGGAGAGCAGAGCACGUAGUGAUAUGCUCUCACAAGCUACUUGCUACAAUUGGAUAAUCUUUCGAUGAAGAAGGUCGAACGAUAAACGAAACGAAACGAAAGGUUUUAUUCGUAAACACCUUCUCAUAAGUUAUUCAAACCUAUUGACAAGUGAUAAGGUUUAUUGAUCAUUCAUUCAAUUUUAAUUACAAAUUCACGUGUAACUUUGUUUAAUCGGUCGGAAAUUGACCGAGUCCAAAGAUGUGCGGUGGUUUUACGUGUUCGAAAAAUGCUCUAACAGCCCUAAAUAUACUUUACAUUGUCGUUGCAUUUAUUUUAAUUGGAGUUGCUGUUUAUGGAAGAGCAUCAGCUUUGGUCACCAAUCUUCCAAUAAUUGGUGGAAUUUUAGCUUGCGGAGUUAUACUCAUUCUCAUUUCCAUUCUCGGAUUAAUUGGUGCUGUGAAACAUCAUCAAGUUUUAUUAUUCUUUUAUAUGCUUAUCUUGUUCCUUCUGUUUUUGAUUCAAUUCAGCAUUGCUUGUGCUUGUCUUGCUGUUAAUGCCAAACAACAAGAACAACUUGCCGAACAAGGAUGGAGACGAGUUGGAGAUGAUUUACGUGCUAAAGUAGAAGAAACUUUCCAUUGCUGUGGAUUUAAUGAUACUGUUAUUGAAACAGAUCCCUUGGCAUGCCACAAUACAAAUAAAACUUGCUGUCCUUAUUCUGAUCGCGAAUGCACCAAUCGAUGUCCAUUAUGUAUGCAAAAGUUGCAAUCUACGAUUGAUUACGCUUUCAAACUCUGUGGUAGUAUAGGAUUAUUUUUCAGUUUUACAGAGGUGAUCGCAGCUUUUCUAGCAAAGCAUUUUAAAAAUCAGCUGGAUUCGCAACAAAAAGCUACAAGAGCUGCAUUUUCCCAAUUAAAUUAUUUUUAUUAAUUUAAACUACAUGUAAUUAUUUAUUUACGUGCAAUUUUAUUUCCUUUGUAGAACAGCAACACUAGAUCUGGGAAUAAUGGGAUUUCGCUUGAUGAAACCCAUAAUCGAUAGAAAAUACGUGAUUAUCAUCGAAGAGUCAGAGAACAAAUUUUGAUUUAUCUAUUUAAAGGAUGAGAUGAAGAAAUGGAUCGUUUUUUCCUGGUUCAUAAUACUCUAAAAAAAAAAAGAAAAAAAAAAUUCUACAAUAAUUCUAAGUAUGAGAGUGAACAAUUUUA
Molecule: messenger RNA, 1197 nt
Organism: Polistes dominula (European paper wasp)
Lineage: Eukaryota; Metazoa; Arthropoda; Insecta; Hymenoptera; Vespidae
Gene: Tsp97E
Product: Tetraspanin 97E
Cellular component (GO): membrane
Source: RefSeq, a predicted model, not a curated record